Leptosia nina is the source of this 2397-nucleotide messenger RNA. Lineage: Eukaryota; Metazoa; Arthropoda; Insecta; Lepidoptera; Pieridae. The record is from the annotation of a GenBank genome assembly.
AUGGCGUCGGUUCUCGAUUUAAUAAAACACUACCAACAUGCGAUUGAAAAGUAUCCAAAUGAUGAACAUAAAAUUCUUAAAUGCAUAGAUAAGUUAUUUCAUCUGGAUGUGACGGUACAACAUCUACAAGAAACAGGAGUAGGCAGAACUGUGAAUGCACUUCGUAAAGAGCCAGGAGACGUUGGCCAGGCAGCAAGGGCGCUUGUUUACAAAUGGAAGCUUAUGGUAGCUUCAGAGGAGAGCGACCAGGAAACUGAUAACAAUGAAACUUCCAAGUAUAAUGGACAUGAUGAUGGAGAUUCGGAAGAAAGCCACAAAUCCAAAUAUAAAACAGAGAAACAUCACAGUAGUUCCAAAUCAGGAGAUAAGUCACAAAGGCACAUGAAUGGUGAUCACAAUCAGACCAAAAGAAAAUACCACAGUAGUGAGGAAGAUGAACCAGAAACAAAAAGAUCCAAGUCAUAUGGUAAUGAAAAUGGUUUAAGAAUCAAAUCAGAACCUGAGACAAAAUCUGAAAAUUCUGAUUCAGAAAGUGAAAGUUCAUCAGGUAGUGAUAGCGAAAGUGAUAACUCACAUUCUUCAAAUGAUGAUAAAAAUGGUCUUAGAAAAAAAAUUAAAGAAGAAAAAUCAGACAAGCAACAAUCUCAUCAAAGUAAACAUUGUAGUAGUCACAGUCAAUAUUCUAAAAGUUCAAGUUCUGAAACAGAUAAAAUGUCUUCUGUCAAAAGUUCUAAACACAGUUCAGAACAUUCUAAACACCUAGAUGCUCCAAAACACAAAUCUCACGAUUUGCAUAGGCAUACUUCAAAAGAAAUCAAAGACAAAGACCAACACAAGGACAAAAAAGACAAAGAGCAUAGAUCAAAGGAGAAAUAUAAGUUUCCACAUAAGGAAAGAACAACUGAAACAGAAGAGAAAUCAAAACCGGAAUCAACCAGCAAACACAAAAGUAUAGACAAACAUAAAAUAGAGAAAGAAAAGUCUUCAAGUAAUGGCAAAGUACACAAUAAAGAGAGAUCUUCCGAGAAAGAAAGAAGCUCAGAAAAAGAAAAGAAAAAUUAUGACUCACCUAGUAAACAUAGUUCUGAAAAGCAUAAAUCUAAUAGUUCAGACAAGACUAAAAGUGAUAAAUCUAUCAACAAGCCAGAAAAACAUUCGAGUUCCGAGAAAGAAAAACACAGAUCUGAUAAAGAGAAACAUAAGAGUUCUUCAGAUAGUUUAAAAGAGACAAAAGAUAGUAAAUCAAGGCACAGUUCAUCUAGCACAGAGAAGUCAAAAGACAAAACUUCCUCUAAAAGCAGAGAGCAUAAAAGUGAAAAACAGUCUGCAAGUGAUUCUUCAAAAGAAAGUAAUAGGAAAUCUAAAAGUGAUAAGAAAGAAAGUAGUAGUCAGAAGGAUAAACAUAAGUCUAGUAGUAAAAAACAUGAUAUACCAAAGAUUAAGUCACAUGAGACAAGCAAUGGCGACAGUGAUGAUGGCAUUGGCUGUGAAUCAGGUGCUAGUUUUGCAGAGGCACUAGGUAUGGUGAGUCCAGUCAAAGCUAAAAAGAAGAGUAUUAAGGAAACUCAUUCGCCAAAUAGUUCCUUUAAUGGUGAUCUCAGCCCAGCUUCCUUAUUAGCGCCGACUGCUAAGCUGGCUCCACUUCCCAAUAUAGAGAUAUCUGCCCUCCCAGAGAUUUCACCCAACUACAAACCACGACCACCUCCGAAGUUCCUACCGCACUUUGAUGAUAUUGAUUUAAGCACUGUCAUGUCCUCAAAGAACCAAAGAACCAAAGUGUACUCCGGAAAUAAGGUGAUGGGAAAGAUACCUUCACUGUACGAAAUGUGCGUUCAAGUUCUUCAGGAACAUAUUGACGCUCUUGAAUACACCGGCGGUGUGCCAUAUGAAAUAUUGAAGCCGGUGGUUGAUAAGGCAACGCCGCAACAGCUGUUUAUGUUGGAGCAUUAUAAUCCCUACCUUAUGGAGGACACAGACCAUCUCUGGCAAAAGUUUUGUGAGAAACAUUUUAGAAACAAGAAACGGAUGGAAAUGGAAACAUGGAGGGAAAUGUACAUGCGUUGUCAAGAAGAGCAAGAAAUAAAAUUGAAAUCUCUUACGGAAAACAUUAAAAUAGCCCAAGAAGCGAAGAAAGCGCCAAUAAAACAAACAAAGAUGGCUUACGUUGACUCAGUAGUCAAACCACCGCGAGGUGUUGCCAGGAAACAGGCGCAGCAUGGUACAGCGUUUGCGGCCACUGCGAGCCCAGCAGCGCGAGUGGCGGCUCUAGCCUCCGGUCCCAAUAUACUAAAAGGAGGCAGACCUUCACCAGUUACCUCAGUCUCAGCGUUUGUUAAACCCAAAAAAGCACCACUAAUGCAAAAAGCCCUGCAAUUCAUGCGUGGCCGGAAGCGGUAA